Penicillium vulpinum is the source of this 1047-nucleotide messenger RNA. Its product is annotated as FAD-dependent oxidoreductase. NCBI's taxonomy places the organism in Eukaryota, Fungi, Ascomycota, Eurotiomycetes, Eurotiales, Aspergillaceae. The transcript is spliced from 4 exons. Gene Ontology annotation, molecular function: FAD binding; D-amino-acid oxidase activity. The coding region runs from base 1 to 1047 and encodes 348 amino acids. The record is from RefSeq and is a predicted model, not a curated record.
AUGGGUCAAGGCCAUGUUAUCAUCGUCGGAGCUGGCGUUCUCGGUCUCAGCGCUGCAGUCAAAAUAUCCAAACACAUGAGAGUCACCGUCAUCGCGAGAGAGUUACCCGGAGACGUUGGCAUUGACUACGCCUCCCCAUGGGCAGGGGCACACUUCCGCCCCACCCCCGCAAAAACAGACGAGGAACGAAUAGAACAGACCUACAUGCGACAAACCUACCAAGAAUUCGAGGAGAUCGCGAGAAAUUACCCGGAAGCAGGCGUGGAUUUUAUUCCUGCUGUUGAAUAUUUUGAUACUGCUGACGCAGCCUCGUUCCUGGCAGAAGAAAAUGGCUACACCACAUGGCCCGACUUUCGUAUUCUCGACCCUACGGAAUACCCCUCUCAAUAUCCAUCAAUCCAACUAGGCGUUACCUACCGGAGCUGGGUCCUGAACUCGCCGGUUUAUUUGAGGUGGUUACAGACGCGGGCAGAGGUGCAGGGGGCUCGCUUCAUUCGAGCGAACUUGACAGAGCUGGGACAGGCUGUGUCUGUCUACCUGGAGAAUAAGUCCCGGGACGACAGCGAUAAUAUUUCGGCUGUUAUCGAUGCAAGUGGAAGGGGGUUUGAUGAUCCCGACUCUUUCCCCUCGCGGGGCCAGUUCAUCAUCGUCUCGAAUCACUGUGGUAAAACUAUCAGUCAUCAUUGGAGUGAUGGUUCCUCUACCGUCAUCAUACCCCGGCCUCUCGGUGGUGGGACUGUUAUAGGAGGCACGAAAGAGCCUAAUAACUGGUCUGAGGAUAUCGACGAUGCUUCAACUGAGGACAUUCUCAAGAGGGUGAGAGAUCUAUGCCCUGAAAUGGUCGACGAGCAGGCGGAUAAAUUGGCUUCGACAAAUGGGUUUGAUUUGAAACAAGUAUACGUCGCUCGGCGUCCCAUGAGACGUGGUGGACUCAGGUUUGUCUCGGAGCCAUUGGCGAUCCCUACUGGAGGCCUGUUUUCCUGGUCUCUUGUUACGGUGCUGACGCAAGUGGGGGUCAUUGCAACUGUCGUCAUAGUCACCCACUAA